Sorghum bicolor (sorghum) is the source of this 1989-nucleotide messenger RNA. Its product is annotated as tRNase Z TRZ2, chloroplastic. The record is from RefSeq and is a predicted model, not a curated record. The transcript has 9 exons. NCBI's taxonomy places the organism in Eukaryota, Viridiplantae, Streptophyta, Magnoliopsida, Poales, Poaceae. Bases 37 to 1254 code for a protein of 405 amino acids.
AGGGCUAGCGGAUAUUGCAACAAUACAGGGGCUGCGAUGCGAAUACAUCUCGUUAUCCUCCAGCCGAGCUCUGGAGCUCACCAAAAGUCCAAAACCCAGAACCCUCGCGGCGCCGCCGCUCGCCGUCGGCGACUCGCCACCGUUCAUCCCGCCUCCCCAAUUCGCAGCCCGGAAAUGGCGACCGCCUCUCUAUUCUCCCUCCCGUCGCUCCGUGCCCUCUCCCGCACCUCCGCCCGGUGCUCCCGGUUCCAGACCCUCGCCGCUAGGAAGCCAGUGGAGUCCUCCUCCUCCACCGCCACCAGCGGCAGCCGCAGAAGCGGAGGCAAGGGGGGCGGGCUUCUGUCGGUGCUGGACCGCGCGCUGGCAGACGAGGAGGAGUAUCGGCGCGCGCGCGCCCAGGUGCAGCGCAAGGGCGUGGAGGUGGAAGGGUACGCCGUCGAGGGGAUCUCGGUGGGCGGGCACGAGACCUGCGUCACCGUGCCGUCGCUGAACGUCGCGUUCGACAUCGGCCGCGGGCCGCAGUUCGCCGUCAGCCAGGACUAUCUCUUCAUCACCCACGCCCACCUCGACCACAUCGGUGGUCUUCCAAUGUACAUAGCGACCCGUGGCCUCUACAACUUGAAGCCUCCUACUGUAUUUGUACCACCCUGCAUCAAGGAUGAUGUUGAGGAUCUGCUUCAAGUCCAUCGUAGGAUGAGUCAAAUUGAGCUGAAAGUUGAAUUAGUUGCACUUGAUUUGGGAGAGACAUAUGAAAUACGUAAUGAUCUUGUUGCCAGGCCAUUUCAGACAUACCACGCUAUACCUAGCCAGGGUUAUGUCAUCUACUCUAUUCGAAGAAAGUUGAAAAAACAGUAUGCUCAUUUGAAGGGUAGUCAAAUAAUGAAACUGAAGCAAUCAGGAACUGAGAUUACAGAUACGAUACUGUACCCAGAAGUUGCCUUCACAGGAGAUACAAAGUCUGAUUUUAUUCUUGACCCAAGAAAUGCAGAUGCCCUGAGAGCAAAGGUUCUCAUAACUGAGGCAACGUUCCUAGAUGACCAUGUUGAUGUUGAGCAUGCUAGGGAACAUGGCCACAUGCAUCUUUCUGAGAUAAUGGAGCAUUCCCAGUGGUUCAGGAACGAAACAAUCGUACUCACUCAUUUCUCAAAUCGAUAUAGUCUUGAGGAUAUUCAUCAGGCUGUUUCCAGGCUGCAACCUAAGCUAAAUUCAAAGAUUGUUGCUCUAACAGAAGGCUUCAAAUCUGAAUAUAGAUAAGUGUAUUGGAGUACUCGUCAGGAUCUCUGCGCGCUGGGAUGAUGAAGACAUCAGAUUCGUCAGGCAAUCUGAAGCUAACCCUCCUGACAACACUGUUUUGGCUCCUCAGGGACAUUCGAUCAAUGGAGAAGCUCUCCCUGACAUUUGGAGAGUUGUUCUCAUAAGAGCACUCCAUGUUAAGUGGGCAGACCUUUGUUGGAGAAUGCCUCCGAGGAGACGGUGCCCCAAGUGCGUCGCCUUCGAUGCUCUGUGGAGAAUACAGGAUGUCUUCAAGAGUGUCUUGCCUUGCUUCUGCCCUGCUACUGGCUGUGCUGCUCUCACAGCGACGCGGCUUUCCUUCCAGGCAUCUGGGCUUCAUCCUGUCCAGAAUGGAUUUCACAUAGCAAGAACCACAGCUCUGUGAGCCCAUCCUUUCCUUGUAUCGUGAAUGCUAGAUGAAUCUGUAUGCCUUGAGCGUUCGUGGCAGUGUGCUCUCAUGAAUACAUUUAUAGAUAGGGCAUGUGCAUUUGCUUAGUACCUUAAGCAUUGGAAAAGAAGUAACUUAAUUAUCGUAGACUUGAUCAUGACAAACCUUGUUCAUGUCAAAACCAGGACAAACCAUGAUGAUUAGAGCAAAGAAUUAGGAAAGAGACAGAGGUCACUUGGUUUGGAUUGGCUUCAGCAAGGCUAUCAAUUUUUAAAGUGAAAAAUUAAAAGACAGUUCUGGUGGUGUUAUGGGAUUCAUUGUUUGCUUCC